This is a messenger RNA of Triticum turgidum subsp. durum (durum wheat), 294 nucleotides long. The record is from the annotation of a GenBank genome assembly. NCBI's taxonomy places the organism in Eukaryota, Viridiplantae, Streptophyta, Magnoliopsida, Poales, Poaceae.
AUGGCCGCCAGGAAUUUCUUAGUCCGAUCCCCCAAGGAGGAGGAAUCCAGCGCUGCCGUCCGAGAGGCUGUCUUGUUGGGAGGGAAGAACGCCGCCAUUGCUGGUACUGUGGUUGCGGUUCCCACGUUGGUUGCUUGCCGUGUCCUUCCUUGGGCUAAGCAUAAUCUGAACUACACCGCACAAGCACUCAUCAUAUCGUUAUGUGCAUGGCCAUAUAUCUUCUUAUGCCACCUGGCCCUGUUUUCACAAACAAUGCUAGUCUUCAAUAAUUUUCAAUGCACCGGUUCUCUAUGA